This is a messenger RNA of Anoplopoma fimbria (sablefish), 7893 nucleotides long. RefSeq names its product nuclear factor I/Xb (gene nfixb). NCBI's taxonomy places the organism in Eukaryota, Metazoa, Chordata, Actinopteri, Perciformes, Anoplopomatidae. Gene Ontology annotation, biological process: regulation of transcription by RNA polymerase II. Gene Ontology annotation, cellular component: nucleus. Gene Ontology annotation, molecular function: RNA polymerase II cis-regulatory region sequence-specific DNA binding; DNA-binding transcription factor activity, RNA polymerase II-specific. The record is from RefSeq and is a predicted model, not a curated record. The coding region runs from base 200 to 1639 and encodes 479 amino acids. The transcript is spliced from 12 exons.
AAAGAGAGAGUCGUGCGUGAGGAGAGGGGAGGGAGAGAAAGUUUUUUCCCUGAAAGUUUGUGCAAGCUUUCACUUUCUAGGCGGGGUUACUGUACGCUGCAGCAGCAUGGAGUGAGAGAAACAGGACGGAGAGCGAUUGCAAUGCAGCACCGUACCGAGCUUCCAUCCAACUUAAAUAAGCUCCUCUAAAACCACCACCAUGUACUCCCCGUACUGCCUGACACAGUAUUACCCUACUCACCUUCUAAACAAUGCCUUAGUGGAUGAAUUUCAUCCCUUCAUCGAGGCCCUCCUCCCCCAUGUCCGUGCCUUCUCCUACACCUGGUUCAACCUGCAGGCUCGUAAGCGCAAGUACUUCAAGAAGCACGAGAAGAGGAUGACCAAGGACGAGGAGCGCGCGGUGAAGGACGAGCUGCUCGGCGAGAAGCCAGAGAUUAAGCAGAAGUGGGCCUCGCGCCUGCUCGCCAAGCUCCGCAAGGACAUCCGGCCCGAGUUCCGUGAGGACUUUGUGCUCACCAUCACGGGGAAGAAGCCCCCCUGCUGCGUGCUGUCCAACCCCGACCAGAAGGGCAAGAUCCGCCGCAUCGACUGCCUGCGCCAGGCCGACAAGGUGUGGCGGCUGGACCUGGUGAUGGUCAUCCUGUUCAAGGGCAGCCCCCUGGAGAGCACGGACGGCGAGCGGCUGGUCAAGUCGCCCCAGUGCUCCAACCACGGCCUGUGCGUGCAGCCGCACCACAUCGGAGUGGCGGUCAAGGAGCUGGACCUCUACCUAGCCUACUUUGUCCACUCGCCAGAACAAUCAGGACAAUCAGACAACUCAAACCAGCAAGGAGACACAGACGUCAAGCCCCCGCCAAAUGGCCACUUGAGUUUCCAGGACUGCUUUGUGACUUCUGGGGUGUGGAACGUAGCCGAGCUGGUCCGCGUGUCGCAGACUCCGGUGGCAACGGCGACCGGCCCCAACUUCUCCCUGGCCGACCUGGACAGCCCCGGAUACUAUAACAUCAACCAGGUGACCCUGGGACGGCGCUCCAUCACCUCCACCCCCUCCACCAGCUCCAACAAGCGCAAGUCCAUUGACGACAGCGAGAUGGAGAGCCCGGUGGACGAUGUCUUCUACUCGGGACGCUCCCCAGCGGCGGGCAGCAGCUCCCAGUCCAGCGGUUGGCCCAAUGACGUGGAUGCAGUGCAACACCAUUUGGCCAGUGUGCAGGAGAGGAAGAUUAAGCAUGAGAGCGAUGGAGUGCAGUUUCCUUACCAUGGACUCUCAUCGCCUGGUUCUCUUAAGAAGCCGGGGAAAUUCGAUUUCAGCGCCCUGUCCUCCCAGACGAGGUCCCCCCGCAUGGCGUUCACCCACCACCCACUGCCAAUGCUGGCGGGAGUGAGACCAGGGAGUCCCCGUGCUUCAGCUUCGGCCUUGCACUUCCCGUCUCCCUCCAUCAUCCAGCAGUCUAGCCCCUACUUCACCCACCCAACCAUCCGCUACCACCACCACCCUGGACAGGACCCCCUGAAGGAAUUCGUGCAGUUUGUCUGUGCCGAUGGCUCGGGGCAGUCCGCCGGACAGCAUACUCCACGCCAGGCGCCACAGCUCCCAACAGGUUUGUCGGCAUCGGAUCACGGGACAACAACUUUCUGAACAUCCCGCAGCAGACACAGUCUUGGUUCCUCUGACAAGAUCUGUGCACAAACCAGCAACUAGAGUUCUUUCUUUACAAUCGGAAAUAGAAAAAGCAGAGAAACCAGCCCGCAGGAUAUCAGUCGUCCUCCAACCAACUCCACCCACCGACCGGCCCCCGACAGCACGUCUCACCCCGACACGAAAACACACCCAAGGAACGCAGGAGAAACUACAGCAGCACUACGCUUUUUUAGAGGAACUCUGGACUCAUUUCUCCAGUCAGAGGUGAGGACCUGUUUUUUUUUUUGUUUGUUUUUUGAGCGAAAAGACGGAUCGAUGGAAAAGAUGAAAGGACGGACGAAGAGGACGCCAGGAUACGGAAGGGGUAAAGGGGACAAACGGCAGCAAGCAGCUCUCUCCUUCAAAAAACAAAACACCGAACCAGCAGCAACGCAGGAGGAACCCUGAAGAGGAGGAAAGCGGCCAACUUCUCCUACUUCGUGAGGACGCAUUGUGUAAUGAAUGAAUCAACUGUCGCAACAAAAACAAAAAUGUUUUUUCACACAUUUAAGCUACACCCGCAUUGAAUCCGCAGCCUUGAUCAAAUCAAAGACUCUAUUUGGUUUCCAAUGAAAGCUGCAGUCCGAGCUCCUGUGAUGUCCGUCAUCACCCCAAAACUAAAUCAAAUUGACCAAUGAUGUUUCCUCUCCGUCUGAAAGACUCCACAAAGUCCCUUUUUAGCCUACUACUAACUAGAGAGAGACCAUGCCAAAACAUAUCUUGAUUGAGGGUUGCACUAGAAAGCUUGAAUCAAUUAACACUAAUCUUAACGAUGUGCACUAUUUACCUACAGGGCAUGGUAGGUGAACCAGACUUGCCUAUUAAAAACAGUUUAAACGAGGAAAAAAACAAGAUGGCAAGGAGCCUCUGCGUGUCCUCGACCCCCCCCCGUCGUUCAGUUUGACAAAUCAUUUGGCCUCCGCUCAUUCUCACACACCCUUCCCCUGCGCGACACACACACACACACACACACACUAGCACAAUCUGUGCCCAACCACAGCGCUUGUGGUACAAUUGACAACACGCACACUUUUGCCCAGUCGGACAUUUUUAGAUUGUAGUAUUCAUAGGUGGUGGUGUUGUGUUCUUUUCUUUUCCAUUUGAUAUGCAAACACAAUAAGUCCAGUGAACUCACUCUACCUAUUUGAUUAGAUAUCCAAACAUCACAACGUGUGAGCACAUCAUAAUUGACAGUUGUCACGAAUACGGACAGCAGCUAUUGGUUCCCCCCUUUUGCCCUCUUGUGAUGUAGAUGAUUGAUUUUGUUAUCUCUUGUGUGUUCUCUUAUUUGAAUUUAUUCCUUUUUGGAUUUGUACUAUUUUAUAAUUGUUUUGUAUUUGAAUGACAGCACCUUAUAGAGAAACACAGCGGGAUGUUGAAGCGGUGUAGACAGGGUGGUCAGCUGACCUGGACCAAAUAGUACAUGCCAAAACGUAAAGACGAGGUUUGACGUUUCUUGGGGGAAAUUCGCUUUUUUCUUUGUUUUUCUUUUUAUUGCCGAGAGUUAGACGAGUACAUUGAUGCCACUCUCAAGUAUAUGCAUGAAAUAAGCAGAUACUGCAAGCAGCCAAUUAGCUUCUUAGAUGGUUACACCAAACCAUCUAAGAAGCCGUCAUUGAAUACUGAUUGGGGGAAAAAAGCAGUUUCAAAAAAAAUACUUUGCAGGUGAUUGGAUGAACUAGCUGUCAAUCCUUACCGAAGCGAGUCGGGAGUUUGUUUGUUGCUCUUCUUUCAAUGAAGAAAUUCUCCCCAAUGACUGAUGCUACUGUAGCAUCUAAGCCAACAUCUUUAGGAGCCGCCAUUAUUGUUUUGAACAAGAUGGAUUUUUGUGUGAUAAGUGAUCCAGCUGUUCCCGUGUGAUCUUAUGAAAUCAUGAGAGCAGCUGCCCUGCAAAGGUAACCUUAGAGGUGCUUGUAGGUAGAGUUGUUUCCUUUGGACAGUCUCCCCCUACCCCACGGUUCCAGUCUUUGUGCUAAGCUAAGCUAAAUGGCUGCUUGCAAUAGGUUCAUCUUUAAUGGACAGAAAUGAGAGUGGUGUCGAUCUUCUUGUCUAAAGCUCAGCUACAAAAAACGAUGAAGCUUGUUUUCCACAAUGUCAAACUGGUUCUUUUGUUCUCAGUGCCAGAUUAACCAAUUUGCGACCUACUGUACUUGGAGGACCACACAAUGCAGGAUUUUUGACAAUCACAAACAUACCUGCUGAACCAUACAGGUCAACAGAAAAGCUCAAAUAGAAAUAAAACCCCAACUAGCCUCGUCUACUAUUUGGCCCAGGUACAGCCACUGGCGAUGGUGGCGAUACAUGAGUGAUAGAAAAAAAAAGAAGAAAAAAAAAACAGAAGCGAGGAGGGGAAGGUUGCUGAAGAUGGGACCCGGAGUCUCCCUAAAGUUUACCCUGUUGUUUACACUCCCAGACGGGCCGCUGCUCCAAGAGCAGAGAGGCCACACUGCGGAGCAAAAUGAAUAUGUGACAUAUCCGGCUGUAUCCGAGGGGGCCUCUAAGGCCGGCAGUAGGACGAUCACCCACGUUGUUUUUGUUUUUGUUUUGGUGCACAGGAUCAGGUAAAGGAUAUCUUGCUAUGGUUAUGCCCCCAACACACACACACACACACACACACACACACCAGCAGUCCCCCCUUUGAUAUUGUGAAUCGAUGAGCCCUUGAUGAUCAAAAACUGCACUAAAACAAUCGUACCAGCCAACCUUGAGUUUUUCAUAAGAAUUAAAUUGACCACCAUUUAAGUGGGUUUUUUUUCAAACCAGUGGAUGUAUAUCACUGGGAUGGAAUAACACUUGCAGAGCACAGAUCGCCCCAUUUUAAACUCACCGACCACUAUUACCCCCCACCCCCCACACACGACUGAAUUCAAAGGGAAGUCUUAAAAUAAAUAUAAAAACAGACAAUCUGAGGAGGCCUUUUAUGCUUUUAAUCGUUUUUGCGCCAUCAGCCCGUUGAUUCUUUCCCAUCAAAAGUUUAAAACCCCACCCAUCCAACCUCACAAAAUAACUGGACUGCCUGGCCAUGUUCUUCACUGCAGGGAAACACGACAUAGUUGGCCAACCGAGAGAGAGAGAACCAGCUCCGCGAUUUCUUUUUCUAGUCUAUGGAAGUGCCUCUGUAUUCCCAUUAUGCAAUUUGUCAAACAUGAAUUCAGGUUCUUUUUUUCUCACAUAUAAGCUAUAGCGAAUGGUGAAAAAAAAAAAAAAUGUUAUGUCUGGAGAGGGAGGAAAAGAAACGGCGACAGCUCACUAGAUAAUCGCAAGCAUCUUUAUAUAUAAUACACAUAUAUAUUUAUAGAAAUAUACAUUUUUUUUUUGUUUUAUUUGCAAGAUAAGCUCUGUGGCAGUCUAGUUAUUUUUUGAAGCAUGGCGCACUCAUAGGAUGCAUCUCAGAAAACCCACCUAAAGUACCAGCCUCUAACCCCACCUUAAAAGACGUAAAGGAAAGCCCAUGGCAAACACGACAAUAGAUACAUAGACGGUGAUGAUAAUGUAGUUGAGGAUGAUAAUAAAAAAAGAUUAGGUUUUCUUGUUUUCUUUCUUGUUUUGAUGGGAAGUAUUGUUCUUGAAACUAAAUGAUGUAUGUCGAUUGAGCCAUGUGCAAUGCCUUGGUAGAGGAAUUGUGUUUGUUUGUUAGCGAUUGUUGUGAGGGUUUCAUGAGAAAAGAGGGAAAAAAACCCUCUAAGGUUGUUUUUUCUUUUGUUGUGUUUUAUUUUUUAUUUUUUUUCAAGUCCACAUGCUCCGGGACUCUAAAUACGAGGGCGGCGAGAAAAAUAUCCAAGUCUUUGUAAGUAAGUUUGAGGAAUUUUUUUUUAAAUUUCCUUUUAUUGUUGUUUUUUUUGUUUUUUUUUCUCCUUCUGUUUAUCACUCUUUUUUUAAAGAUUUUUUUUUUUUCAUUUCUAUUGAUUUUGUUUUCAAAAUGUGGGAGGGCUGAAGGAACAAUUUUGCAACUCGUAAAAAAAAAUAUAUAUCACCUGGUGCUUUCGUAAAGAAUAAAGUACAGUCAAUCUAUUAUACAUAAAUAGUAAUAAACAAAAAAAAUUAAGUGUUAUCAUAAAAGCAAAUUUUAGGAAAACAUGCAUUAUUCUAUUUCUCUUUUUUUUUUUUUGUAUUUACCGAGGGGGAGGGGUUCAUUGUUUUUAAAAAAGAUUGUUGUUACAAAAUGCAUUCCCCCCCCAAAAAAUAAAAAUCCAUAGCAUAAAAACAAAAAUCUUGUGUCUAACACAAGUAAUCCUAGUGCGGGACAAAAGACAAGAUCUUCCCAAAUUUGGGAGAUGCACAAUUAUGGAUCUAAAGAAAAACAAUGAAUACAAUAGCUGGUCUGAUUCCGUUUUUGGUGUAAGAUGUCCAGUUGGCCUCAGGGAGAGGGAAUCAGUGACCUCUGACCCGUAUCGUCAUCGAUUCAAGUGAACCCCUUCUCCUCCCUCCCUCCCCCACCGAAUCUCCCACUGUAAAUGAUUAUAAAUAUAUGUUUGGUGACGUAGUGUUAUAGACUCAGAGCAUCUUAAAGGUUGUCCCUAAGAAGUGCCUUUUGUUCACAGAUUUCCAUCUUGUAAUCCUGAGUGCCCAUCUCGAAAGAAACAAACAAAAAAAACAAAAAACGUCCCCCUCCUUCAUCCUUCUAUAUCUUUCUCUUCCUCUUCUUGGAGCUUUUUACAAGCAGUAUACAUAGUACUAAAGGAAAUUUGGUGUGAUUUAGUUCCUCUUUUUAUUGUUGAAUAAUUAAGAAAAGCAUAAAAAAAAACGAAAAAAAAAAAGAUAUUUUCUGUCUUGCUUCUCUUCCUCCGUAAUCUUGUCUUCUGUCUAUCUCGGACACUGGAGUAGUCUGUAGCCGCGUAACCCCCUUCCCUUCCUCCCUUCCCUUCCUUUCUCCCUUUCUCUGAACGGCGGGGUUGGAAAAAAAAAGAAUACGCAAAGUUGUUUUUUUUUGUCUGAGCAGAAUGCAGUUAGCUCACAUGUUAUUCUUGUCUGUACGCUUUCACAUUGUAUUACCAUACCCAUCUUCUUCAGCUUCUCCAUUCAACAGCUAAUGUAAGUGAACAAGUUACACCACGGGGCUCUGGGCUGUGCUGAGGACGGUGGCGGAGCAAAGAAAUAGUCCCUCUCCCUCCCAGGGGAGCGGAUCCGUGGGCAGGAGGAGAGCACUCAAGGGAACGUUUUGGGUUUCGGCUGUUAGAGAGGUAGAUGACCAGUAGUAUUGCUAGUUUAGGCAGGUUUAUUCGUCCUUGUUUCUAUCUAUUUAUUUUUUUUAUAAUUGAAUUUGGAUUAUGAUUCUUUUUUUUUGUCAUUGUUACUGCGUUGAGAACUUCAAUUAAGCACCUUUUUUAGUGGUUGAUUGUGACCAGCAAUUUCUUUUUUUUUUAUUUAAACUUUUUUAAGAACUUUUUUUUUAAGGACUAGAAGCACCUUAUAAGCGGACCGGUUCCACAGCACGGAGACUGAAGGGCUCAGGUUUAGCACAAUCACGAGAGACGUCACGCAUCCGAACCGCAGCCUCUGAUUGACCAAAGCGGAACGUUUCCAAAAAAGGCCUACGAAAUAAAAUAAAAAACUAGUUGGUGCUUUCUAGAGAAAAGCACCGGGGAAAUUCCACCAGCAAAAUCAAGCGAUUUUUACAGAUUUUUGUCCAGCUAAGAAAAUUAAAAAAAAUUAUAUAUAUAUGCAACUUUUUUUUUUUUUCUUCAUCAUGCAAAUGAAGCCAGCAGCAGUAUAAUCAAUCAAUCAAUCAAGCCUUUGAUAAGUGAAAGCGCCACAGUUUGAGAAGCCAUAGCAGAGACGAACAGGUUGCACGGGGCAGUGUGUGUGUGUGUGUGUGUGUGUGUGUGUGUGUGUGUGUGUGUGUGUGUGUGUGUGUGUGUGUUUCUGCCCCUGCACCGUUCAGAGAGCCCAGUCGAACCUUGUGGCCGAACCGUCCGCUGUUUUAUUUUGAAAUUUAUUAUUUUUUUGAAAUUUUCUUUGUUUGUUUUGAACACGUUUUUGUAGGAUGCUGGGCCGUGUUUAGUGUAGACUGAGCCCCCCUGGCCAGCCUCGGCCCUCCUCCUCCCUCUACAAGUGCUCCUCCUCCUCCUCCUCCUCCAUCAGACACACACCCCCCAGAGCCCAUGGUGAAAUGCAUGUGUUAAUUACAGUUUCUUUUCCAUAAUAAUAAUAAAAGAAAAAAAAACAGUUUGAAAAGAGCAACACCUUUACUUGAUUGAAUAAAAGGAUGUUCU